AUGGAUACAAAGAAGCCAAGAAUGAAGAAAGAACAGCAACAAUAUUUAUUAAACUUCUUGAUGAGGAAUCCGGAAACGGUUAACGGAAAUUCUUGUUGUUCGUUGUGUGAAAAUCAGUUGCCGGCUACCAAAAGAUUGUGGACUGAACUGACAGAAGCUCUCAAUGGAAUGGGAGGUGUUCGUAAGAUACAGAAAGAUUGGUUAGAGGAUAUAUAUUCAGACACUGAAGAAGAGCCCCCGAAGGAAGCGGCUAUGGUGGACGCGUUGACACCGACGGCGAGUCACGAUGGGGCGACUGUCGUCACUUCAAUGGCGACGGAAGCGUCAUCAAUACCGACAGCAUCUCGCGUUGGUAGAAUUGCGGUAGACGCGUUGAUGAUGCCAGCGGCAAAUAGAGAUCUGGCGACGAUCAGUUGCAGUCGUGUACACAUCGUGGCCUCAACCCCUGAACAGAGACUGGAGGACGGCGUGGUGCGCAACACUCCGCGCCUCGAGCACCGCAACGCACGUCGAGCAACGCCCCGAAUGCUCGUGCCGCCAGCCGAUUCAGCCACCCUGCAAGAAGAUGCCAUGAUAGCGGCUUUAAGGGGAGGGAGCCCAAGCGCAGAUAGCGCUCGCCAAUGCGCAGACAGAGACCGCUCGGUAUCUUGGCGAUUGCAUAAUGCGUGCCGCUCCCAUGUUCGUCGAAGCGAUCAAUAA
Parnassius apollo (apollo) is the source of this 699-nucleotide messenger RNA. The record is from the annotation of a GenBank genome assembly. Lineage: Eukaryota; Metazoa; Arthropoda; Insecta; Lepidoptera; Papilionidae.